AUGACUUCAAACGAUAACAAUCACCAUAUCAAUGGUAGUAUUAUACCCAAUUGUCCUACUCCCAACAACUUCGAAGAUAAAAUGCCAUCGUCAAAAGAAUCACACGAUAGGAGCGACAGCAACAGAAAUAGCGAUAAAGUACCAAAAGGAUUGAUGUCUACACCUUCUUCAGUACAUAUCAAUGUACAUGAACCAAUGGAGUAUUUUGGGCCUCACUUACCUUCCAACCAUAACCACCACAACCACAACCACAACCACAACAACAACAACAACAACAACAACAAUAACAAAUCAAGUACUUCCACUGUCAACUCUACAACAGCAACAACUCCUUCAUCUUCAUCUACUUCUCAACCUUUGUCUCCACCAUUGUCACCAUACCAAAGAAACGCUGAAUUGAAUCCAUUGAAUAAGCCAGUUCAUUUACCACAAUUGAUCAAUAACCAGACCAAGAAUGAAGUGGAGGAAAAACAGGAGGCACAACAACCAAUACAGCAAGCACAACCAAAGCCAUCGUUUCUCAACAAUGGCAAGGAAUUCAAGUUGGAAAACUUCAAGGACUAUAUUCUCACCGUCAACAUCAAACCAACCAAGAAGUACUAUAAUCAUCAAUUUGAAUUCUUGGACAAGUAUACAACCAAUGCAUCAAUUGAAAACAAAAACUACAUUGCAUCCUUACCAACUCGCAAGUACAAGAAGAGAUUCAAUUAUGACUCAAAUGACGAAUUAACAGAAGACAACAACAACAACACCACAGCAACAACUAGAGGAACACGUACCAGAAGGGUGCCUAAAUCCUAUGAAGAUAGUGAUUUCGACUCUUCAUCAGUAUUACCAUCGCCGUCACCUAAGAAGAGGCGCAGACCAAAUGCGCCAACCAACACCAAUAGCGGCAGCAGCACUCCAAUUCCAAUUGCAGUACAACAACAAAUGCUAAUUGACGAAUCAAUACCGGACUUUUCGCCCGAUGCAUCCACUACAUUGCCACCCAACAACUCCAAAUGUCUUAAGAUUGAAUGGAAGGGCCAACCCAUGGAUUUAUCUCAAGAUCCAAAUUUGUCGAAAUACCCCAACUUGCACCCUGGGGAAAUUGUCCUUGCUAGCAUAUUGCGAUUACCAAUUGCUGUAUACAUGGAUUCUAAAAGACGAUUCUUUUUUGAAAAAGUCAACAAGAUUAAACUGGGCAAGACUUUUAGGAGAACUGAUGCACAAAAGGCAUGUAGAAUUGAUGUCAAUAAGGCAUCGAGGUUGUAUGCUGCAUUUGAAAAAGUUGGAUGGUUGGAAGAUGACUUGUUUGAAAAGUAUCUUUAA
Molecule: messenger RNA, 1311 nt
Organism: Lodderomyces margitis
Lineage: Eukaryota; Fungi; Ascomycota; Pichiomycetes; Serinales; Debaryomycetaceae
Exons: 1
Coding region: 1-1311 (436 amino acids)
Molecular function (GO): protein binding
Source: RefSeq, a predicted model, not a curated record